AUGUCUACGCUAAACGUUUUGAGAUAUUCUGCGGUUGCGUUGGGUAUUGCCGUCGGAUUGAAGACUGACUUAGGUUUGAAGUCUGAAGCUGCCAGAAAGUCCGAACAAAAAGCCUAUUCUGAUAAGUUGCAAUUGAUCGAACAAGCCAAGGCCGAGUACGCAAAGUUGCACGCUCCUAAGAAAGAAGCGUCGUCGGGCUCUGUGGCUAAGUUCGACUUGGAAGAUCCAAACUUGGACUACGCCAAGGUUAUUCUUGGAGCUGUCGACUCCUUGAAGCAGUAG
Molecule: messenger RNA, 282 nt
Organism: Lachancea dasiensis
Lineage: Eukaryota; Fungi; Ascomycota; Saccharomycetes; Saccharomycetales; Saccharomycetaceae
Source: the annotation of a GenBank genome assembly